Spirometra erinaceieuropaei is the source of this 2510-nucleotide messenger RNA. The record is from the annotation of a GenBank genome assembly. NCBI's taxonomy places the organism in Eukaryota, Metazoa, Platyhelminthes, Cestoda, Diphyllobothriidea, Diphyllobothriidae.
AUGGUGCGUGAUGAUGAUGAUGAUGAUGAUGAUGAUGACGACGACGACGACGACGACGACGAUGACGACGACGACGACGACGACGACGACGAUGAUGAUGAUGAUAAAUCUGUGCCGCCGUAUCCACCGUGAAGUGAUAAAGGUCGUGGCUGGGAAGGCUGCUAACAAACCGAGUAACUCACUCCCCUCAGGACGGAGAUUCAGGCCGAGACGACCCUUUAUGAGCGCGACCUCUACAAAAUUUCAACUUAUAUGGGAUCCGAGCGGCCCCUUUUCGUGAAAACCACCCCCUAUAUGGAUACCAGCUCGUGUGAGGAACGCGUAAACGGUGUGUUAGUGUUGUCAGGAAUUGUGCCCGUAUUCGCCUCUAGUCGCCCUAACUCUGUUCUGCCAACGGGAUCCAAGGCGUGAAGGAAGAAGGAGGGUGGAAGGUCAUAGGUCACUAAGGAAAAAACAAAUUCGCAUGCAAGUCACCAUCCUGCGCUCAUUACAUUGCGGGGCACAUGGUAGACAACGUAGUUCGCAACAAUUGAACUGUGAUUUGAGUAUGUUUGUAUCUCCCAUUUGCGUUCCAGUCUGGUUAGUUCACGUAGAAUGAUGUAACAGAAGGCGCGUUGCACACGUAGAUGGGGGCUUCAACACCAUGCCAGGCUCGCCGACCAUUUCCAUUACCGGCCGGCCAAGUCCUGGACGGGCUAGUGCGACAGCAGAGAGGGCAUAACAAGGUGGAUUAUGAAGUAUUCCCAUUGAAAAUCAGUUUACUCCGCACGAUGAAAGUGUAUGCGUUUUCUAAUCUAUCCUGGAGAACCAGAAGUGGCGGCUUUUUAAAAUGUCAGCUAGCAGGGGACCUCGGUCCCCAGCUGCAACAAGAACCAAGCCACGUUGGCCUUAUCAUACGGCCUCUCUAUAUAUAUAUAUAUAUAUAUAUAUAUAUAUAUUCACCUGAUUAUUCUCUGGAGUUCAUAUACCGGAAGCCGCUAGAGAACGCUGGGGGUCCCACUGAAGAGCCGAACCCCUCGCAGCUGUGUCACGCAGCGGCAGAAUAUCGGCGAAACACGUGUCUGGGCUUUUAGCAAGUAUCUAGGUCGGGAGUACGGUAUAAUACCUUUACCAUAUGAACUUUAUACUACUCGUAGUACUACUUGUUUGUAGAAUGGGCAUUACGUGGUUAUUCCACAGUAGUUGAUUGUCUUCGACUCAAAUGUUCAUUGAAAUUUCGGUUCUGACCCUAAAAUGUCAUGUCCCGGAGAUUUAACUCCAAGUUCUGCACUGAUUAAUUUCUGAAAUUAUUCACCUGAUAUAUAUAUAUGUAUAUUGCUAAUAGAAGCGAAGAUUCGAGUCCCCGGACAUAAAUGGGAAGAAGAGGCGAUCUCGGGAACCAUAAUUGUAUUGUCCUGACGUUUCAAAAGCAGACAAGCUUUCAUCGUCGGAGGUGAGUAUCGUACGGCAUCACACAGUAUUUAUAGGAGGGGGAUAGAUAUCAGUCAUGCUAACACGGUGGUAAUUAUAGGGGGGAGGGGGUGGUUAAUCGGCUUUGGCGCUAAUGGCCCGCAUACGCACAGGGAUCGUCUAUGUAGUCGCCGGGGCAGAGCGGGAGGGAGGGUGACUGCUGUCAAUCUGCCUGUCUCUCGUCGGGGGGCGGCAUUUAAACGUUGGUCGCCAUCGCCCGCAUUCGCGUUGACCUUAAUUGUCGUGCUGGGUUGCUAGUCUUGAUUGCAUCCCUCUGAUCGCGUUUCUCCCCGUCAGGCCAAAAUCGGGUGACAGAACAGCCAAAAGUCUGGCGUGCACUGCCAUACAUCGACGGCGUCUCUGAGGCAGUUUCCCGCCUCCUAAGGCCCUUGGGGAUCGGGAUCGCUCAUCGACCAGACUCAACCAUUCGGCAUUUGGUUAUGAGACCGAAGGCCCCCCUGCCACGAGGUGAGACGACAAACGUCAUCUACCGGGUCCAGUGUAACUCUUGUCAAGCAAACUACGUCGGAGAGACAGGCAAACGGUUACAAACUCGCGUUAAUGAACACAUGCGGGCAGUGAGGAGAAUGGACCCAUUGUCUCUGGUGGCGGAACACUGCGCGGACUCUGGACACACUUUUGCCUUCCAGAACGCCAAAAUUCUGGGUCGAGGCAACGACCGCGUAGCCAGGGAAACGAUCGAGGCCUGGCACACGGAAACAACCUCAAUAAACCGUUGCGUCGCCCUCCCGACAGCAUACCAAGCCCUCCAGACGCAGCUCAACGAACUAAAGGGCAAGCGCGAGGUCAGGCCGGACGUGGAUCUAAACACGGGAGAGCCUACGACGGACCUGCACGUAGCCAUACCGCAAAUCGGGCCCGACGAAGGCGCAGUCAUCAAUACUGUUGCCUCAACUACUACUCCGGCAGACGGGGAGAAACGCGAUCAGAGGGAUGCAAUCAAGACUAGCAACCCAGCACGACAAUUAAGGUCAACGCGAAUGCGGGCGAUGGCGACCAACGUUCAAAUGCCGCCCCCCGACGAGAGACAGGCAGAUUGA